CAAAUAAUGCUUGUGUACUACAAUUCCCAUCAUACACUCCUUCCCCUCCCUACCGGAAGUUACACUCGUUGGACAAACACAACUGUUCCCUGGCAGCCGAAGUGUACUGUGGAUUAUAUGCCACGUUGAUAUUACGUUUAAAUACAUUUAAGCCCCCUAAUCUAUAACCCAGCUCUUGGGGACAGGUCUUGUUGCCAUGGCGAAAGACCCGUUGGCUGAAGCUGGUCUUCAUUUUGAUGAACUCAACAAGCUGCGGGUGCUGGAACCAGAGGUGGACCAGAAGACCAGGGAGCUCAAGGAGGAGUGUGAAGACUUUGUUGACAAAAUGGGCCAGUUUCAGAAGAUAGUGGGUGGUCUCAUCGAGCUGGUGGAUGAAUUGGCGAAAGAGGCAGAGACUGAAAAGAUGAAGGCUAUUGGAGCCAGGAACCUGUUGAAGUCUGUGGCCAAGCAGAGGGAGGCCCAGCAACAGCAGCUCCAGGCCCUGAUAGCAGAGAAGAAGCUGCAGCUGGAGAGAUAUCGUAUCGAGUACGAAGCUCUCUCCAAGGUGGAGGCUGAGCAGAAUGAGUUCAUUGACCAGUUCAUUCUACAGAAAUAAGGAGUGUAUUGAAGGCCCGCAGUAUUAGUGUGCGUUUGUGACCAUGUUUCCAGGGUGCCUGUAUUAUUUUCUAUGGGUCCACUACACUAUGGGUUCACGCCAAUCGCUCAUCUGAACACAAUAACCUUUCUUACACCCCCACACAAGCAAUCCAAAACUGCUCCAACUAAAUCCAGACGUGUUUUUUUUGCUUAGACAGUGAGACGGUCUACAUGCAACGUUUAGAAGUAACUUGUCACCAGUCUUUUACAGCAAAACAGCAUGCUGUUUUUUUCACUAGCAGGUGUCUGAAGUGACAACCUUCCUUUCCCAGUUAUACAGGUGUCUGAAGUGACAACCCUACUUUCCCAGUUAUACAGGUGUCUGAAGUGACAACCCUACUUUCCCAGUUAUACAGGUGUCUGAAGUGACAACCCUCCUUUCCCAGUUAUACAGGUGUCUGAAGUGACAACCCAACCCAGUUAUACAGGUGUCUGAAGUGACAACCCAACCCAGUUAUACAGGUGUCUGAAGUGACAACCCUACUUUCCCAGUUAUACAGGUGUCUGAAGUGACAACCCUCCUUUCCCAGUUAUACAGGUGUCUGAAGUGACAACCUUCCUUUCCCAGUUAUACAGGUGUCUGAAGUGACAACCUUCCUUUCCCAGUUAUACAGGUGUCUGAAGUGACAACCCUACUUUCCCAGUUAUACAGGUGUCUGAAGUGACAACCUUCCUUUCCCAGUUAUACAGGUGUCUGAAGUGACAACCUUCCUUUCCCAGUUAUACAGGUGUCUGAAGUGACAACCCUACUUUCCCAGUUAUACAGGUGUCUGAAGUGACAACCCUCCUUUCCCAGUUAUACAGGUGUCUGAAGUGACAACCCAACCCAGUUAUACAGGUGUCUGAAGUGACAACCCAACCCAGUUAUACAGGUGUCUGAAGUGACAACCCUCCUUUCCCACUUAUACAUUUAUUUAUCAUUUUAGGUGUUGAACGCUUGCAUGUAAUUAGAACCUGAGACUCUGUAGUCUUCAUACCUUUCAUUACAUUACAUUUAAGUCAUUUAGCAGACGCUCUUAUCCAGAGCGACUUUCACACCACUACAGUACGUCAGACAAGCAAAUGUUGGAAGAAAGCUAUUUAUAUACACAAAGGAAUGGAUUUAUACUGUUUAUAUUAAAGGAAUUACUAUGUAUAGAUUGUCUUCCACUUGUAGGGAAGGUAAACACCUCUAAGUACGGUAUAUUGAAAAUAAGAAUUUGUUCUCAACUGACUUGCCUAGUAAAAUAAAAAAUAAAAUAAAAAUGUUUUUGCAUGUUACUGUAAAUAAUUUAAUGAUUAAGAGGGAAAAAUAUUUAUUUUUUGCUGUGUUGACUGUACACCCCCCUCCCUGUUGUCAUCUUAACUUUGUUUGUUUACAUCUAAGGUACGAAUAAGUUGUGUUCGUGUUUUAUCUGAUCAUUUCACCGUUGUCUGUGGGACCACACCAGAACAUUUUCCCCCCAGGUGCCUUAUUGGAAUUUCAGGCCAGUUUUUAUAACUAAACACUGAGUAUAUUCGAAAGGUAUAUUCAUCGUUUUAUGUUUACAGUAUAUAUCUAUAAUAUAUAUCCAGAAAUUAUCAAAAAUUCUCAUUCUCUGCAUUCAUCUUAUCUAUGUUAAAGGUUAAUAGACCUACUUCAUCAAUAGAUGAGGUACACUUGAAUAAAAUGGAUAUUUUGAUUCU
Oncorhynchus keta (chum salmon) is the source of this 2301-nucleotide messenger RNA. RefSeq names its product intraflagellar transport protein 20 homolog. Bases 197 to 595 code for a protein of 132 amino acids. Lineage: Eukaryota; Metazoa; Chordata; Actinopteri; Salmoniformes; Salmonidae. The record is from RefSeq and is a predicted model, not a curated record. Gene Ontology annotation, cellular component: centrosome; Golgi apparatus; intraciliary transport particle B. Gene Ontology annotation, biological process: centrosome localization; protein localization to cilium; intraciliary transport. The transcript is spliced from 10 exons.